Molecule: messenger RNA, 2799 nt
Organism: Hansenula anomala
Lineage: Eukaryota; Fungi; Ascomycota; Saccharomycetes; Phaffomycetales; Wickerhamomycetaceae
Gene: SYT1
Product: Arf family guanine nucleotide exchange factor SYT1
Exons: 1
Coding region: 1-2799 (932 amino acids)
Biological process (GO): regulation of ARF protein signal transduction
Molecular function (GO): guanyl-nucleotide exchange factor activity
Source: RefSeq, a predicted model, not a curated record
AUGACAAUGUUCAAUAAUAAUCAAGAGGGUCCAAACAACACAAAUCCUUCUGGUUUUACUAAGCUGAGGUUAAGAUUGGAAAAGGGGAAUGGUCCUACGUUGAUUAACAGAAGGUCCUCUUCAAAUCUAGAUGAAAGCACCAGCAGACCAAGCUUCUUCACAAAACCAUCAAUAAUGAGCUUGCAUAGAAGGCAAAAGUCUGUUGAUGAGGUCAUAUAUGAUACACAGCACCUCCAAUUGUCAAAGUCAAGAUCAAGAUCAACAAGCCCCAAAAAAUUCUCAACUUUUGCUUUCAAUGACAAGAGUAACAACAUCAAUGAUACUCCAGAAAUGCAAAGUGUAUCAAAUUUCAGUUCUCCAACAAAAUCCAUAUUAUCAUCCGACUGUUCAAAUUCUGAAUCACCCAUUUUGGACCCAGAAUGCCCCCAAGUUUCAAUUCCAAGGAUCAAUAUAACAGAACCUGUUGAUUCAAUUCAAAAGCCAGGAUAUAGAACUAUUGGACCUAAAGAAUCAACUUCAAAAUUUGGAAGGUUCAAAAAGAAGACCAUCUCAAUGUUUUUUGACCAAGGAAAUUCCUUAUCAUUGACCCCAUUAACCCCAUUAACCCCCAUCCAACCUGCAUCUGAAGGACAAAACUCAUUAGAACGUCCCAAGCUGUCCAAAUCGCAUUCUGAAAAUGGUGGUGACAAAAGCAAUACUAAUUCAAGUGUCGAUCCAAAUGAUUUAUUAUCUGGUCCAAAUGCAAUCAAAAUUCAACAAGACUUGACGAGGAAAAGGUCUAAAACAAUGGGUUCCGUCGAGAAUGAUCUAUAUCAUAAAAGAAACGGAUCUAUUGUGAAAACUAUUGGAAGUAUGAUGAUGCUGAAACCUAAAAGCUCAAACUUAGAAUCCGGGAGUGCAUCAGUGAGUCAGGUAUCAUUAGAUUCUGAACCCCAAACCACGUCAAGACCUCAGACACCACCUAAAGUCUGUGAUGAUGAUACUCCAGAACAAUAUGUGAAUAAGCUAGUGAAUGAGGGUUUCAAUUUUGAGAUAACCUCUAUUUUAUCAUUAUCAGAUUCAGAUUUUUUGAAAGAUUGUCUUACCCAUUACAUUUGUGGAAAGUUUGACUUCCAUGACGUUCCGUUAGAUAUUGCACUAAGACAGCUUUUAAUGUAUUGUGAGCUACCAAAAGAAGCUCAACAGAUUGAUAGAGUGUUGAAUAGUUUCAGUCUCAGAUACUAUCAGUGCAACCUUGAACUUUGGGAUAAUUCUGACCAGAUUUAUUUUCUAGCAUUUUCAUUUGUUAUGCUACACACUGACUAUUAUAAUAUUAACAAUAAGAAAAAAAUGACCAAAGAAGAAUUUGUUAAAAAUACCAAAAUUGAUAGUGAUGAAACGAUAUCAAACUCAUUUUUAACCAAAGAAAUUUUAGAGUAUUUUUAUGAUAACAUUAUUUAUACAAAAUUUGUUAAAAACCACCAACUUUAUCAUUCACCUUCACCUCAACCACUAUAUUCAUUACCAAAAAGAAUCUUUUCAUCCACAUCAUCUACAAAUUUGGAAGGCAUGAACCAUCACCCCUCAACCCCAAAUCUAAGAUCACAAUCAUUCUCUUCAACUACUUCACAAAUUUUUAGUUCAGCUCCAGUUAUAGAUCCUUACCAAAUUAUCUUGAAUGAUCAAUUGGAUUCAUUGAAAUUAGAUUUGAGCUCAAUACAUUUUGAGAAUCCAUUUUCUGAUAGUUUUAGAUCUUUUUUCAAGGAAAUUUUAUUAGCUGAAGUUCGGGAGAGAAUGCUGUUGAACAAAGGACUUUUCAUUCGCUAUAAUAAGGAUUGUAACUGGCUUUCAUCCAAAAUUGAGAUCCAAUUUAAAAACGCUGAUGAAAUUGAGUACGGGAAAAGAGUACUCUUAAAGGUUAUCAAAGUUGCUGAAAUUUUUAGAGAGGAAACCAUUGUUAAUUCCAAGUUUUUCACAAUAGGCUCAACAAGUCGUGUCAUAUGGAAGAAAUACUAUGGGUUUUUAACAACAUGUGGGUUCUUUCUUUUUGAUACGUUGAAUUUUUUGUCGGUGGCUGAUAGAGAAAGAAUUUAUAAGAAUGAUUUUGGUGAUGAACCUUUUGUUGUUGAUAUAUUGCUGGACUUUAUACUCAAAUCGUGUUUAAAAUAUUCUCUUAAUGGGCUAUUUGCUUGUCAUUCUCCCAAGGAACAAGAACAUGAUACUUCAUUCCAUAUUUUCAGCACAAAUAAAAAGGAGGCCUUUUGCACAAGCACAGAAGAAGAACUCUCAUCUUGGAUAAGCUCAAUCAAUUAUAUUGCUGCCUUGGACUCGUGCUUCAUUGAUACUGUUCCUGAGAAUAACCAUGAAGUUGCACCCCUAAGAAGUAUUUCAAUGGAGGAAAAGAUUACAAAGUUGGAAAAGAACAAAGCGGCAUCAAUUAUCAAGAUUAACUACUUUUUGAAAAUUAUACAACAUAUCCAAACAUUGACUCCAUUUUCUCAUAGAACAAGAGACAGCUUGAUUGCUCACUACAAAUCAAUAGGUAUAAAGAUAGAUUGGUUAUGGUAUGAAAUUGAGAGAAAUAUUGUUUAUACAAACAUUUUACGCCAUGAACUGGUUAUUACAAAUGAUAGAUUUUCAACAAAAACAAAUGACGAAGAAUCUUUCUUGGAAGGGUCUUUUAUUAAUGAUGAUUUUUAUCAAAAUUCUAAAAAAGAAGAAGUUAAUUUCAAGAGAACAGCACUGAGGCUGAUUAGUACUUCAAAUGAACUGGAUGAGGUUGAUGGUGAAGAAGGAGACUUUGUUGAUGCAUCUGAUUGA